AAAGUAAAAACCAUAGAAGAAGACUUUAUUUACUGCUGCUAAACAACAGCAUCCUUUUACCACCGCUCAUCGACGACAAGUUUUACGGGUUGUGGCUACAAAUGUAUUAUUUUUAAGACUUGUAAAACAUCUUCAUGUGCUUACCGCAGUGGCGAUGAUGGUCGGCAGGAGGAGGCUGCUUCCCUGUGUAGGUCUGGGGCUGUUUGCUGUCCUGUGCUGGGUUUGGGUCUCUUUCGCCUCUUUUCCUGAUGAGCAGCUUCACCCGGAGGUCUUGGAUGCUGUGGAUCGAGGAGCCUUUCAGCCCCAGAGUGCUUUGCAAGAUAUGGAGUUUGCCUCCAUCACUUCGUACAGAGGACCUGGUAACAGUGACCAGCGCAGUAAUAAAGAGCUGCCUAUUAUCCUCUGGUGGAGCGGGGGACUUUUCCCACAUUUUCCUGGUGACACUGAACGCAUUGACUGCACCACGUCCUCCUGUCUGGUCACAAGCAAUCGCAAGGUCCAGCUGUACAAAAGGACCGCAUCCAUCAUCUUUUAUGGGACAGACUUCAGGACAUAUGAAGCACCACUCCCCCGGCUCCGUCACCAGACCUGGGCACUGUUCCACGAAGAGUCACCUAUGAAUAACUAUGUCCUCUCUCACGGACCAGGGAUAAGGCUGUUUAAUUACACAGCCACGUUUAGUAGGGAGUCAGACUAUCCCCUGACCCUGCAGUGGCUGCCUUCCCUGGAAUAUUUAUUGGAGCCUGUAGCCAUGUCUCUGGAGGAGAAGAACCGCCUGAGGAGGGAAGGCUUGGCUCCAGUGCUCUAUAUGCAAUCUCACUGUGAUGUACCAUCAGACAGAGACAGAUAUGUCCAGGAACUUAUGAAAUAUAUUGAGGUCGACUCUUAUGGGAAAUGCUUGAACAACAAACCUCUUCCAGAACAUUUAGAGGACACAGCCACCGCUACUGGCGAGGAACCCAAAUUCAUGAAUUUUGUAGCACGCUACAAGUUCCACCUGGCCCUUGAGAAUGGCCUGUGUCCAGAUUACAUGACAGAGAAGCUUUGGCGGCCUCUCCAUCAGGGCUGCGUGCCCGUCUACCGAGGCUCCCCUGCGGUGGCCGACUGGAUGCCCAAUGACCACUCUGUGAUAAUCAUCGAUAACUUCCCAUCACCUAAAGCUCUUGCUGAAUUUCUCAGGCGUCUGGAUGAGAAUGAUGAUGAAUAUGCUCGAUAUUUAGAGUUCAAGGACCUCAGAAGAAUUACUAACACUCGUUUGUUAGAGGCACUAGAGACCCGCGAGUGGGGAGUUAAUGACAUGAGUAAACCCAACUACUUAAAUGGAUUUGAAUGCUAUGUGUGCAACCAAGAGAAUGCACGACUGGCAGCAGAAAAAGCAAACAGGAAAGCCCCUAAGAGGAACCCGCCUCCUCAUCCCAAAAUGGCCAAUAACUCUCACAUGGGCUGCCCAUUGCCUAGCCCCGGAUACGGAGACGUCCAAGACUUGCCUGCAGAUGAUGGAUGGUUGCAAAUAUGGCCUCAGGAUUACUGGCAGAGCCUCGACCAAGCAGAGGGGCUGGAGUCUCUGAUAAGAAAUAACGAGUCAGACCCCUCUCUGCUGUGGAAGCACAUCCAAAACAUUGCUGUGAGCAGAGCCAGAGGAAAACACUGACACAGGCCUUGAAACAAACAGAGGAUGGAGCACAUCCAGCACAGCAAGAGGGGGAGGGUGUCCCAUUUUAUGCAUUCCCUCUAUUUAAAUGAUGGAAUGAGGCGGACUUUACUCAUAUUUUUGCACUUGAGCCAAAAUUCCUUUUCCAUUUGUGAAUUGUUUAGUUUCAUUUUAACAAAUUUUAAUAUUCUCUUUAGCUGACAUGAUACUUUGACGUUUGCCAAAUUCACUGACAAGAAAAUAAUAUUUUAAAACAUUAAGAUGUUAAUUUUAGCUUGUUUUUUUUUUACCAGAACUGAGUUGCCUUUACUAUGCUUUGCAUAGUAAGCAUCAGCUGAAGACAAUGCAGUUGUUCCUGAGAGACAGGUUCUCAUGGGAGGCAGCUUUCCACUGGACUGGUGCUGAGCCAAAGACUUGUCCUCUGUAGCCAGUGAGCACUGCCUCACUGUGUGUGAAGACCAUCAGGACAGAAGCAAAUUAACUGCAAUCACUUCUUUACAGUUACGCAGCAGGUGGCUGAUGGUUAUUAGCUAAAGUCACAUUUACAUGCACUGCCACUUGAAGGGAUGAUGCAAGCACAAUAUUUUUGUGCAGAGGAAUAAAGAAACGCUAAGCAUAACCUUCUAGUGGGAAAUCUCUACCACACUGACCGAGUUGCUCUCAAGAACAGCUUCACUCAGUUUUUGUGGUCAGUGCCUCAGAUUAUUGCCCUGAUCAUUUUCUAUAGCAUCACGCUAAGAUGAUCUUUAUGUGCAAUAAUUUUUAAUGUGAUUUUCAUGUUCAUGUAUGAGACUUCAUGUGUUUUCCAGCACAUUGCUUUUAUAUAAUGUUUGUACCAGGAUUUUAUAAACCAUUUUAUUUAGUUAACAAAGCAAUCAAACAUGUCAACACAUUAUUUUGUAUGAAGAAAAGUAAAAGAAGUAAACAUAAUAUUGAACCCAC
Molecule: messenger RNA, 2593 nt
Organism: Melanotaenia boesemani (Boeseman's rainbowfish)
Lineage: Eukaryota; Metazoa; Chordata; Actinopteri; Atheriniformes; Melanotaeniidae
Gene: pofut4
Product: fucosyltransferase 11 (alpha (1,3) fucosyltransferase)
Exons: 5
Coding region: 155-1651 (498 amino acids)
Cellular component (GO): Golgi membrane
Molecular function (GO): alpha-(1->3)-fucosyltransferase activity
Source: RefSeq, a predicted model, not a curated record